Puccinia graminis f. sp. tritici CRL 75-36-700-3 is the source of this 1551-nucleotide messenger RNA. RefSeq lists its product as uncharacterized. The transcript has 4 exons. Gene Ontology annotation, cellular component: mitochondrion. Gene Ontology annotation, molecular function: phosphatidylglycerophosphatase activity. Gene Ontology annotation, biological process: cardiolipin biosynthetic process. The coding region runs from base 56 to 1282 and encodes 408 amino acids. The record is from RefSeq and is a predicted model, not a curated record. Lineage: Eukaryota; Fungi; Basidiomycota; Pucciniomycetes; Pucciniales; Pucciniaceae.
AGGAACACCUGUGACCACAUCAAACAUAAGCCACAGCUCUCCACAUCUGGAUCCCAUGCCCAACCUCAACCUCACCGCCAUCGUCGCAUCGCUCAGAUGCUUGCUCUCACCUAGCUCCUUGGUACCUUCCCUGCAUGUGCGAGAUAUACGUUGUGUCGAUUGGAAGGAACUCAAAGGGAAAGGAUACAUUGGCGUAGUGAUCGACAAGGACAACUGUAUCACCAAGCCAUACCACGAUCAACUGGUUCCAGAAUUACAGCACGCCUGGCAGUCCUGUCUUGCCACCUUUGGUAACCUGGGUGUUCUACUUGUUAGUAACUCUGCGGGGACGGCCGACGACCCGGCGCUGAUCCAGGCCGAAUCUGUUGCUCGUCAUCUCGGCGUACCCGUCUUGGUUCAUGCGACCAAAAAACCUGGCCAGCAAGUCGUCAAAGCGAUCGAGAAAUACUUUACGAAAGACUAUCGACUCGUGCCUGUGAUUUAUCCUUCCCGCCGGUCGAGUUGUGGGCCGCCGGUUUCCUCUCGAUGCCACUCUAAUCGGACACCGUUGAAGUUAGUCGUCAUCGGAGACCGAGUGACGACCGAUAUCAUCUUAGCCUCCCGCUUACGAAGCCAUCUACAGAGAAAUCAAUCCACUCCGACUUCGUCAUCUCUAACCGAUUCGAAUCCGAUUUUUUCGGUACUCACUCAGGAAAUAUGGCAGAAAGAGAAACCUGGCACUCGGUUCAUGAGAUGGGCUGAAAAUCGAGCCUUGAAACUCGUCAUGCAGUCCUCCACUCGAAGCUCAACACUCAUUGGAGGGCAAUCAUCUUCUCCCUCAUCAAGACUUCCCAACCUCAUGGCGUUUCCAAAACAACUCUCCAUAACAUUCGAGCAAUCCCUGUCUUCUUCUUCGCAGGCCUUCUCAAAGGCUCAGCAAGCCAAGGAACAUCUGCAGAAGAAAUAUGAUUCAAUUUCUGUCAAGCUGAAACAGAUAAGCGAAGAGCCGCUCUCGACGAUCAUCCGAAGCGUUUUAGUCAACAUACAAGAUAGGCUAGCCAAUCAACUGGCUCAGCUGUUGACCGGCCUCGGACGGAGAUGGAUCGAAUUCAAGACUACUCUCCAACAACACCUAAUCAGAAUACUCGAAAACUUGAAAACCAAGGCACUUCGAGCGCUCAUCCAAUCAGCAAACAAACUUCAACUCAAGCUCAAACCAUUCAACCUGUUUGAUCCUGCAUCACUAGGCUUCAAGACCCCACUGUUCAUCCAAAACUUGUCCAAAUGGAAACAGCUGAAAUAAUCGAUUCAACAUGUGUACUUCUCUCUCACAUCUUCCAAUUCUCAUGGUGCAUCCAACGAAAACUGUUCUCUUGGAAACCUCAAGAAGCUUUGGCAUGUUUGUGAUUCAUGUGACCCUCUGUUGGUAGAUCUAUAAGUAUAUCCUCAAACGCUCUUCUCGGCCUGUCAAGUAUUUUGAUCCGCUGGUUAUUGUUCGCUUCCUGUAUUGCAUAAGUCCCAUAUCCCAUCUCUGAUCAGUUGACUGAAAUCUAAGUUAUAUCCAUUCCUAAC